UAUUUUCUCAUCUCGCAGUGCUCUACAAAUUUUUAUAUAAUGUCAGCUAAUAGUGAAAAUGAUGAAACAAAAGCGCCCAAAGAUGUUCCAAAAUUAACUGAUACAUGGGCCAUUCGGCCGUGUCACCUGUAUAAAGAUGAGUAUGACGAUUGCAGCAGUUUCAAGGCACGCUUUCAUCAAUAUUUCAUCUAUGGUAAAGACACGGAUUGUUCGCAAUGGUUGACCGAUUUUCACAAUUGCGAACGCUAUGAGCGCUCCAAUGGCAAUGAUGUGGAAGCGGGCAGUGCUAUAAUCAAAAGCGAGGAGCAGCGCCGAUUGACAAGAUUGCGUGCACACUAUGCGAACGAUACGUGGAUGAAGCGUAAAGAGCCGCCAGAGGAUUGGGCCAAGCCGUUGCCCGAAUGGCUAGAGAAACGCAAUGAAAAUACAUAUUUGGAGUUGAAGCAAAAGGAGCUGAUGGGUUUGGCAGUACCACAGGAAGAAGCGCGUUCAUAUUGUGCUAUUAUGUAGAAAAUAAAACAUAUAUUU
Molecule: messenger RNA, 528 nt
Organism: Drosophila arizonae
Lineage: Eukaryota; Metazoa; Arthropoda; Insecta; Diptera; Drosophilidae
Product: synaptic plasticity regulator PANTS
Source: RefSeq, a predicted model, not a curated record